AUGAACCAGAGUGUUACAGAUCCUGCUUUGCUGCUCGCUGCCUAUGACCCUCCGGGACCGCUGAACUACAUCUUCUUCACCCUCAUAUUUUUCAUUUAUGUCUUGACUAUAUUAGGAAAUGUCAUUCUUAUAAUUGUGAUUUGUAAGGACUCAGGCUUACACAAGCCCAUGCACACCUUCCUGCUGCACCUGGCGGUGAACGGCCUGAUCGGGAGCUCGGCCGUGUGUCCCAAGGUCAUGGAAAACCUGGUCAGCGACGCCCAGGGCAUCUCCCGCACCGGCUGUUUGCUGCAGGUGUUUUUCAUCAACGUGUAUGCGACGUGUGCUUACGCCAUCUUGGCUCUCAUGGCGUACGACAGGUACGUGUCGAUUUGCAAGCCGCUGCAGUAUCACACCAUCGUAACCCCCUUCAGAGUGAGGCUGCUGCUGACUGUCGUCUACUUUGUCCCGGUCUCCCUUCUGUCUUUUCAAAUUUAUCUGACGUCGCGGCUCCCUCUGUGCUGGUACGUUAUCCACAAACUGUUCUGCGAUAACCUGUCUAUCGUCAAGCUGUCCUGCACCCAGAAGCCUCUGGAAAACCUUUUCGGACUGUCCAUUAUUUCCACCAUGGUGGUUUUGCCGUUCCUGCUCGUCCUGCUGUCGUAUAUGAGGAUACUGCGCGUGAGCCUGAGGGCGUCAAAGGAGUCCCAGAGAAAAGCCCUGAGCACGUGCGCCCCGCAUCUCAUCGUCUUCAUCAACUUCUCUGUGAGCCUCCUCUUUGGCGUCGUGUACAACCGGCACAGCACGGCGUCCAAAUACGUCAACUAUUUCAACUCAGCGCAGUUCAUAUUCUUCCCCCCGCUGCUGCAUCCGCUCAUUUACGGAAUCAGGACAAAGGAGAUCCGCAGAUCUGUGGUCAAAAUAGUUCAGAGGGGGAUUUUGGCGUGA
Myripristis murdjan (pinecone soldierfish) is the source of this 927-nucleotide messenger RNA. RefSeq names its product olfactory receptor 1P1-like. Gene Ontology annotation, biological process: G protein-coupled receptor signaling pathway; detection of chemical stimulus involved in sensory perception of smell. Gene Ontology annotation, molecular function: olfactory receptor activity; odorant binding; G protein-coupled receptor activity. Gene Ontology annotation, cellular component: membrane. Lineage: Eukaryota; Metazoa; Chordata; Actinopteri; Holocentriformes; Holocentridae. The transcript has a single exon. The record is from RefSeq and is a predicted model, not a curated record. The coding region runs from base 1 to 927 and encodes 308 amino acids.